CGUGGUGGACCAGCUCCAGCGGGAGCUGGAAGAGCCUGCCUGCCAUUCCAGCCUGCGCGAGCUGAACAUGACUGGAAUCUCGGAUUCCGUGCCUCCCGAUACUCCUGGUGGAUUGAUCACCUCGUUCAUCACGGAUGUUUUGGUCAAGGCUUGCAUGGAGAUGUCAAAGAAGCAGCGGAAAUUCCAAAGGCGCGAAUUCAAGCGGCACAAAGGCAUCUCUGGAGUCGCCACGGCCACUGUGCUGCCCCCGGGCGUGGACAUCCACACCGACCUGUGUAUAUACAGAGAGUGCAACAAGAUCCACCGGGAUGGGCUCCAGGCCGGAGCCUCCGGCCUGCUGCGCCUCAAGUGCCGUGAAUUUGAAGCAAAGCAUAUUCCUGCAUCCAAGAUCGUGCCUUUGUUGGAAUCUCUGGAUCCAUCCUGUGUUAGGAGGGUGGAUCUAAACUCCACCUUUUCAGAAUUGAAGGAGCUCUUGCAGAUCCUGCCUCACCUCCUGUGCUUCCCGCAGCUGCGGAGCCUCAAGCUCCAGUUCAGCUUCAUGUACCUGCGGAACCCAACACCGGAAUUGGCCAAGAGAAUCCACUGCGUGUCCAGGCUGCUGGGAAUGCUGCUCAGCCUCCGGGAGCUCAACCUGGGAUGGUCUACGAUCUCUGGGAAUCUGCACCAAAUGCUCUGCUUCCCUUUUCUUCGGUAUAUCCUUGGAUUCCGGGCUUCACAGGAAUUCUCUCCAGGUUUUUGCUUAUCCUCGGGGCAAUCUGGGGAAAAACUUCCUGUUACCCACAAAAUGAGUCAUAACAGUAGCCCCCAAGAAUCCAUGGAUUCCCUCGCUUUCCUCUGUGCCCGCCGCAUUGUCGCCCACCACCCUCUUCCUGCCGUUCCUGCCCAUCUCCAUCCCAUCCUUUUCCAAGCGGCAUUCCUGGAUGGGAGAACCCUGGUGCUGCGAGAUUUGGUGGCCACUUGGCCUUUCAAAGAGCUCCACUUGCAGCGGCUUGUUGGGCACAUGGACCUGCUCCAGGAUCAUUCCUGCAAGGACUGCGUCCAGGCCGUCAUCCAGGGUGUGGUGGAGAAAGUCAAGCGGGAGCUGGAAGAGCCUGCCUGCCAUUCCAGACUGCGCAUUCUGGACAUGACCGAUGACGUGGAUUCCGUGUUGGUAUUCGCUGGGUGGACUGCCUCGUUCAGCACGGUUGCUUUGGUCAAUGCUUGCGUCGAGGUGUUCAAGGACCACCAGGAAUUCCAAAGGCAUGGAUUCAAGCAGCACAAAAGUUGCUCCGGAGCCGCCUCGGCCGCUCCGCAGCCACCGGCCGUGGACAUCCACGCUGACCUGCGUAUCGACACAGAGUCCUACAGGACCCUGCGUGACGGGCUCCAGGCGGCAGCCGCCGGCCCGCUGCGCCUCAAGUGCCGUGAACUGAAAGCAGAGUUCAUUCCGGCAGCCAGUAUGGUACCUUUGUUGAGAUCUCUGGAUCCAUCCCGUCUGCGGAGGGUGGAUCUCUGCUUCAGCAGUUUAGGAUUGACCGAGCUCUCAGAGAUCCUGCGGCACCUCUCGCGCUUCCUGCAGCUGCGAAGCCUCAAGCUGUGGAACACCGAAAUCGACCUGCAGCACCCGACACCAGAAUCGGCCUUCGGAAUCUGCUGCGUGUCCUGGCAGCUGGGAAUGCUGCCAAGCCUUCGGGAGCUCAGCCUGGGAAUGUCCAAGCUCUCCGGCAAUCUGCACCAGAUCCUCUGCCACCUCCAGGCUCCUCUGGAAAGCUUGAGAUUGGCCUACUGCUCCCUCCUUCCUGCCAGCCUCACCUUCCUCUCCCAAAGCUUCCACGCUCCGGCCCUCAAAAUCUUGGAUCUGAGCGGCCACGACGUCUCCCAAGGCCUCCUGGAGCCCCUCCGGCUGCUCCUGGAGAAAACCUCGGCCUCGCUGCUGCACCUGACUCUCGAGUGCUGCCACAUUGCUGACCCCCACCUGAAAGUGCUGAUCCCGACGCUGCAGCGCUGCUCCCGCCUGCGCUUCCUGGGACUCUACUACAAUCCCCUGUCCAUGGCCGCGCUCAGGGAUCUGCUCCAGAAAACCUUGGAGCUUCCAGAUCUCUGCCAGGUUGUGUAUCCUGAGCCCAUCGACUGCUACAGGGAAGACCCAGUGGAAUUCUAUUAUGAUUUUAUGGAAUGUGCGGAUCAGGAACUUUUGGCGGCAGCCGCUGCAGAGAUUUCCCAGCUGCUGGAGAAUUCUGGGAGAACCGACAUCGUCUGGACUGACGAUCCCGAUGAGCACUGUCCCAUGGACUACUUCUCCCUGUGAUUUGGGAAAACCUUGGAGGCGGGAAAAGCUCAGAGCCUCCAUCAAGAAAAAGCCACGCCACCUCCUUCCUGAAAUCCAGGUGUUUUCCACCUCAUCCCACUGCAUUUCUGCCUCAUUCCAGUGGAUUUUCCCCUUCAUUUCGAUGCUUUUCUAUUGACAAUUGAGAGACAGACGGGUACUACUGACUCGUGAUCAGAAUCCCAAUUUUACUCUGAGCUACCUAUGCUUAUAUCCCAUUUUCAGGAGGGCUAGUAAUUUUUUACUGCCUUCAUUGGGUUAAAAAUCACAGAGAUAAACUUCACAUUUCUA
Messenger RNA from Cinclus cinclus, 2596 nucleotides. RefSeq names its product leucine-rich repeat-containing protein 14-like. The transcript has 6 exons. NCBI's taxonomy places the organism in Eukaryota, Metazoa, Chordata, Aves, Passeriformes, Cinclidae. Gene Ontology annotation, cellular component: cytoplasm. Bases 68 to 2287 code for a protein of 739 amino acids. The record is from RefSeq and is a predicted model, not a curated record.